This is a messenger RNA of Prinia subflava (tawny-flanked prinia), 4942 nucleotides long. RefSeq names its product spleen associated tyrosine kinase (gene SYK). The coding region runs from base 359 to 2290 and encodes 643 amino acids. Gene Ontology annotation, molecular function: non-membrane spanning protein tyrosine kinase activity; ATP binding. The transcript is spliced from 14 exons. Gene Ontology annotation, cellular component: cytoplasm. Lineage: Eukaryota; Metazoa; Chordata; Aves; Passeriformes; Cisticolidae. The record is from RefSeq and is a predicted model, not a curated record. Gene Ontology annotation, biological process: regulation of platelet aggregation; positive regulation of alpha-beta T cell proliferation; adaptive immune response.
GGGCGGCCCCGGCCCGGGGAGGAGCGGCGCCGCCGCUGCGGGGCUGCAGCCCCGACAGGUGCCCGGCCCUGUCGCCGGGGCCGCCGCCCGAGUGAGGGGUCCGGGGCGCCGGCGGCCGCGCCCGCUGGCAGGGAGGGAGCGCUCGCCCACACCGCGCUGAGGAAGUGGCUGCGAGCGAAAACGAGGAAGCGGCGGAUCCGGCUGCGCUGACUAAGGGUCCGGCCCCGCUCCGGCCGCACCCCGGCACGGCUCGGCACGCCGAGGGCGGCCUGCCGGGAGCAGGCGGCGGCGCGGAGCCCGGUGGCCCCGAGGCAGCGAUACAGCUUUCUAGGUUUGCGGCUUGGAAAAGAAAAAAACCAUGGCUUCCAACACAUCAAACCCUGCUAACCAUUUGCCGUUCUUCUUUGGUAAUAUCACACGUGAAGAUGCCGAGGAAUAUCUGAUGCAGGGAGGAGCAAGUGAUGGACUGUACUUGCUCCGCCAGAGCCGGAAUUACCUGGGGGGCUUUGCCCUGUCCCUGGCCCACGGAGGGAAGGUUCAUCACUAUACAAUUGAGAGGGAGCUGAGUGGCUCGUACGCUAUUGCAGGAGGCAAGUCCCACGCCAGCCCUGCUGAACUCAUUAACUAUCACUCAGGGGAAGCAGACGGCCUUAUCUGUCUACUGAGAAAGCCUUUCAACCGGCCGCCAGGCGUCGAGCCCAAAACAGGACCCUUUGAGGACUUGAAAGAGAACCUCAUCAGAGAGUAUGUCAAGCAAACUUGGAAUCUGCAGGGACAUGCUCUUGAACAAGCUAUCAUUAGUCAGAAGCCUCAGCUGGAGAAGCUGAUUGCCACUACAGCCCAUGAGAAGAUGCCUUGGUUCCAUGGGAGGAUCUCUCGGGAGGAGUCAGAGCACCGUAUCCUCAUUGGGUCAAGAAACAAUGGAAAAUUUCUCAUCCGAGAAAGGGACAACAAUGGUUCCUAUGCCCUGUGCCUACUGAAUGAUGGAAAAGUACUGCACUAUCGUAUUGACAGAGAUAAGACAGGAAAGCUCUCCAUACCAGAUGGAAAAAGAUUUGACACCCUUUGGCAGUUAGUUGAACAUUAUUCAUACAAACCAGAUGGAUUAUUAAGGGUUCUUACCAUUCCUUGUCCACAACAUGGCUCAGAAAAUGAUAAUCUUGGUUUUAAUACUCAUCCUUCUUCUGCAACACUUCCUAAGAGUUGGGCAGGAGGUGGAAUUAUCUCAAGACUCAAAUCGUACACCUUUCCAAAGGCUGGCAGCAAAAAGAAAAACUUUAUUUGUGUGCUGCAGCUUCAGUCAAGUAUCGGCCACCCACCAGAAGAAGCACCUUUUAAUCCUUAUGUGCUGCAAAGGAACAGAGGUCUUACAGGAGCAGAAAGAGGUGAUCAGAGAGAGGCCUUACCCAUGGAUACCGAGGUCUAUGAAAGUCCAUAUGCCGAUCCAGAUGAAAUUAAACCAAAAAAUGUCACUCUUGACAGGAAGUUGUUGACUUUGGAGGAAGGUGAACUUGGCUCUGGCAAUUUUGGUACUGUAAAGAAAGGGUUCUAUAAGAUGAAAAAGGGUGCCAAGCCUGUGGCUGUAAAAAUUCUGAAGAAUGAGAGUAAUGAUCCAGCCAUAAAGGAUGAAUUACUGAGAGAAGCAAAUGUAAUGCAGCAACUAGAUAACCCAUAUAUUGUCCGAAUGAUAGGUAUAUGUGAAGCUGAGGCUUGGAUGUUAGUCAUGGAAAUGGCUGAACUUGGGCCAUUGAACAAAUUUUUGCAAAAAAAUAGACAUGUCACAGAGAAGAAUAUAACAGAGCUGGUGCAUCAGGUUUCCAUGGGGAUGAAAUACCUGGAGGAGAAUAAUUUUGUUCAUAGGGAUCUGGCUGCAAGAAAUGUGCUCUUAGUCACCCAACAUUAUGCCAAAAUUAGUGACUUUGGACUUUCUAAAGCUCUUAGUGCUGACGAAAACUAUUACAAGGCACAAAGUCAUGGAAAAUGGCCAGUCAAAUGGUAUGCUCCAGAAUGCAUGAAUUUCUACAAAUUUUCUAGCAAAAGUGAUGUCUGGAGCUUUGGGGUUUUAAUGUGGGAAGCUUUCUCCUACGGACAAAAACCAUAUAAGGGAAUGAAAGGUGGUGAAGUUGCACAGAUGAUUGAAAGAGGAGAACGAAUGGAACGUCCCGAAGUCUGCCCAACAGAAGUCUAUAGUCUAAUGAAAUUGUGUUGGACUUACAACGUUGACGACCGACCAGGGUUUGUUGCCGUUGAGAUGAGAUUACGUAACUACUAUUAUGACAUUUCCCACUAACAGCAUGGAGAACAGCAGCUUCCUUGUCUCCAGCCAGCACCCUCUGAGAAGCAGCUCACUUUCCAAAACCAAGCAACCUCGAUUUUUGGUACUGCCAUUUUCAAUCUGCAAAGCUCAGAGCCUUGUGUCUGUAAGGCUGCCUUUUCUUACCCUCUGAACAAAAUACAGCCCCAAAAGAGUAUUGGAAGUGUAGCAGUCUCAAAGUCCACAGCAAGGAUGUUAGAUAAGAUGCUUGUACUUUUGCUACAUUCUAUUUCAUUUUAUUUACAGCUUUAUUUGCAUUACAUUUUGCAGUUGUGUAAAACCUAUUUAAUGAUUUUGAGCCCUCUUCAUCUCCUAUAUUGGAAUGCAGACUUGAAUUUAGAUUCUUCCCAUCAAUAUUUUUAGCCUUUAAAUGUAUGGAAUUGUUCCGGCCUUCCCUUUCCUUAAGGAAGAAUAGCAUAAACAUUCCUCACUAUGAAGCAAAUUCACUGUGCAAGGGUGUCAGACACUUUGACUGAUGGUAUGUUUGAUUUUAUCAUCAAGCCCUUUUAAAUCAAAUCAUAUUCUUCUUAGUAGUCAAAUAAGCAGAGGGGAAUAGGGAGUUCUGACUUUCUAAUGUCAUCACAUCCUUUAAAUGUGACAGUCUUCUUUUGUUCCUCAUCUCAUGUGUGGAGCCCAGCAGUUUCUCAGGGAGUUAUUUUUUUCCCAGUGAAAUCUGGGAAUACUGAGGCUGGAUUUCAUCUUGGAAGAAAACAUACCAACACCUAAGAUGAAUCUAAAUUUUACCAUAAACUCCAACACUGUAUUCCUGAAAAUACACCUGUGAUGGAGCAGCACUUACUUUUCUCUGUGCUUUUCCAUCCUUCUCCAGACAUAUCUUUUCUAUGUAUCUAUUUGGUUAUACCAUAGCUCUGUGCACUGUAUUUUGAGCAGCAAUCAUUUCUAUCUUUUCUUCAAACCUUUCUUUAAAAAGCAUCUGUGAGAAUUUCACCACACCUUAUGACCUCUAAAGUUAAAUUUCACCUCUAGUUCAAAUAUUUUAUAAUGGGCAGACAACAAGAUUACUUCUGUCAGCUCCAAAAUCUUAGUAUUUGUCCUGUGGGACAAAUCCCUGUGGGCAUCUCAGGAAAAGGCAUUUGUCUCAUCAUUCUUCUGUAAUGCAGUGUGCAUCUCCAUUAAAUUGGAUAACAGAGUAAUAACAAAUAAUGUAAUCAAAUUCUGAUUCUGCUUUUACCCUUAUGCUUUUCUUGCUCAAUCUCAUUUCAAGUAUUAUCAAUAGCAACAUUUCUAUCACUUAUUGCUCACAAGCAGCUAUUUCAUUGUCAUUUGCAUAUAUCUCAGGAAUCCAGGAAUCUACAUAGAUUUUGUCUUCUAGAUAUAGAGAUUUUAGAAAAAUAGAAAGAAUAAGAUUUAAAGUUAGAUAUAUUUAUUGCAUAUGGCUGGUUAGAGUAUACGUGUUUAGUUUUUGUGUGAACAUAGUAUUCUUAGAGAUGCAGUGGUAUUUUUUUUUUCUCUAGUAAUGAAAUUGUGUGAAGCAAUUAAACUGAGAAAGGGUGAUAUAAUUUUCAUAAAAGACAAGACUAUAAACAAAUGUGCAAGCUACUGGGUUUGUUUUUCCUUUUUACUAAGUUUACGAUCUAUUUGUUAAAUAAUAUCUGAUGCCUUCUGGAAAUUUAGUCUUGACUGUCCAGUGCAAGGCAUCAGAGGCUACUGGAAGAUACUGAGUUUAACAGACCAUGUUUCAUAUGUGACCGAACGUGACUCACCUUGAAGAUGAUUUAAUUUUUGUUUUGUUUUCAAGAAACAUUUUUCUACAAGACCAGCUUGUGUGGAAGUUAGCCAUAGCUAUACAUAGGUGUUUUGUCACUUCAGUUUUGUUGCAGAGAAUAUGUUAUCUCUACAUGUUGGUAGAGAUAACAAUUAGUACACUUAUGGGGAUAUUAGUUAUAAAGAAAUUGCACAAAUCUCUAUGAAGCAGCGAGUGACAGUACUGAAUUUCCCAGAAUGAGAGAUUCCUCUGUAUCUCUCACUCUCUUCAAAAGUGAUGUCUGAUACAACAAACCUGGAGGAUUGUUUCUUUUCCUCUCCUCUGAGUGAAAGUCAACAUCACUUUCUGGAGUUACUUGAUUAUUUUUAACUUCACUAUUACAUUAUAAAAGUUUACAAUGCAAAUAUAAAGUAUUGUGAAAUAAAUGGAUUUGGUUUUAACAUUUUAAUUAAAGAUACUUUUACAAAAUACGCUGUCUUAACAAGAAUCCUCUCAUAAUUACAUGCUUUGUAAAAAAUCCUGAUGCUUUGCAGUGUGUAUAUGUACUGAGUUACUGUGACUGUUUUGGAAGACUGAGGUUUUCCUAUUGACAGUGAAAGUUACCCAACAGGACAGAUAAACCCACUAAAGCCUGGGCUGCUUUUGGAGCAAUUCAGGAAUGACAGAAAAUUCCCAAAAUAUGCACAUUGUUAUUACACCUAGGUCUUUUCAAAGUGAUUCACAACAAUACUGUGCUGACUAGAGAUGCCAGGAGUCAGUUCAGUAUAUUAGCUAGACAAGAAUUUUUGCCUUACAGAUGCCAGCUAUGCAGGAUUUAACUUGCUUCAUUCACAUUAUAUGACAUGGAGCCUCCCUCAGAUGCAGACAGCUGUUCUAGGUACUCUAAAAUAAAAGCAGCAACA